Molecule: messenger RNA, 685 nt
Organism: Aegilops tauschii subsp. strangulata
Lineage: Eukaryota; Viridiplantae; Streptophyta; Magnoliopsida; Poales; Poaceae
Source: RefSeq, a predicted model, not a curated record
CCCGAUCGCGUUCAACAACUAUCUCGCAUGGUUUCUUGCAAGUACCCGCGUGGAGGUAUGCCAGCCGGCGUAUGCUGAGGAGAUUCUGGAAGAACCCACCGUUUUUGAUGAGGUAGCCCAGCACCAGUACAACGCAUUAGUCAGGAAAGGCAACUCGGUGAUCCCUUCAGCUCCAAUGAUGAACUUUGUGCGUGCCCAGUUCAAGAAAGCAGCUGACGAGACCGAGACUAUUCUGGAAACAACCCCGGCUGGCAAAAGCGAUGGGGAAGGUGCACUUCGAGAAUUCAUUAAGGUUCACAUCUCCUUCAAACUAGCACUUAACAUUUGUUGGUACGUUCCAUGUCUCAUUCACUUGUACAUGUUGCAGCGCCAAGGCCAAAAGUUAAGGCGGCUAUCAAACCUUUCCGGUUGUCGUGACCCCGAGUAUGUAUCACCAGAACGGUCUAGGUCGGCGACACCAUCAGAUCCCGCUUCGGGGCAGAGCCAUGGUGAACCUUUCACGGAUGAGGAUGUGGGUGGGGUCACCCAAGAGGUUGCUGAUGAUAUGACCUUGGGGACGUACCGGGCUCGGUCUGCAUAUGAGUUGAAGCCUAGGAGGGGAGUCAACAAGUACACACCUGAAGACUUCACCCAAAGAGUUGUUGAACUGUGGCUGAAAGAACUGUGGCUGAAAAAGACCCAGUAG